Juglans regia (Persian walnut) is the source of this 907-nucleotide messenger RNA. Its product is annotated as protein TRI1. Gene Ontology annotation, cellular component: nucleus. The record is from RefSeq and is a predicted model, not a curated record. The transcript has 2 exons. Bases 97 to 489 code for a protein of 130 amino acids. NCBI's taxonomy places the organism in Eukaryota, Viridiplantae, Streptophyta, Magnoliopsida, Fagales, Juglandaceae.
UAAUACCACCAGAAGUUCCGCUGACCUCCUGUCUCCCUCUCUGCGUCUCUCUCUCUUAGGGUUUUAGAAAAGCGGUGCAGUGACUGUGAGGCUUCGAUGGCAUCAUUCGCAGCAUCGCGUUUGAGAACAGUUUUUGGGGGAACAAAGGCGCUUAUGGCGCCUGCGAAGACGGCUUCGACCUCAACUGUAAAACCGAAGAAGUCGUCCACAGCGACGACGACGACCGAUCGCCCGAUCAUGGGCCUACAGAAGAUAGUUCCGAUCUCUCCUCAACUUGGAAAAUUCCUCGGCGGUGCCACCGAGACCUCUCGCACCCUCGCCAUCAAGAAGGUCUGGGAAUACGUUAAGCUCCACAACCUCCAGAACCCUGCCAAUAAGAGGGAAAUUUUCUGUGAUGAGAAGCUAAAGUCCAUUUUCGCUGGGAAAGACGCAGUUGGGUUUCAAGAAGUCACCAAGUUGCUGUCCAUCCAUUUUGUGAAGUCUGGUUGAUGUUUGGGCUUUUGUGAAACCUUUGUUGCCUGUAAUGCUCUCUGUAUUUUCAGUAGCGCAGAUGAAAGAUCCUUUUUUAGUUUUUCCCUUUCCAUUUUGCUAACCUUUUGUGCUUUAUGUUUGAACCCGUAAUCCUAGAUUUAGAGCAUAAUUUAGUGAACCCAGUUUGACUUAUCUCUGGGGAAAUGAUGUCGAAAAUGUGUGAUAGGUCUUAUGUGAGAAGGAAUCUUGGGCUCACAAUGGUGGUGGGGGUUAAGGCACUCAUUUUGGUUGGGUUAGCCAUAAAAGUUCUAUGGAUUAUCGGAAUUAUAUGUGCGCUUCUCUAGUCUUUUUCGAUUGAUAUUGUUCUAUGCUGGAUUGGCUUGUCACACCAUGUUUAAGCAUAAUUGAUAGGAUGCAAGAUGCCAGAUGCCAACCU